This is a messenger RNA of Aspergillus alliaceus, 3580 nucleotides long. Its product is annotated as phosphatase family protein. The record is from RefSeq and is a predicted model, not a curated record. Gene Ontology annotation, biological process: phosphatidylinositol dephosphorylation. The transcript has a single exon. NCBI's taxonomy places the organism in Eukaryota, Fungi, Ascomycota, Eurotiomycetes, Eurotiales, Aspergillaceae. Bases 393 to 3479 code for a protein of 1028 amino acids. Gene Ontology annotation, molecular function: phosphatidylinositol-4,5-bisphosphate 5-phosphatase activity.
CAUUUUGAAGGAAACCUGGGGUUUAGUAAAUCUGACCUGUCCGGCUCCGCAAUUAUCGUUGUCGUCAUUCUACCGCCGGACUAAUUCACCCCUCUCGAGACACUCUCUUAUACUUCCCGCCAGUGAAGCGCGUGAUGAUCGAACAGGUACUCGGCAUUUGAGUGACUCGGCCUGUGACCAUUGUAAUGCCGCAAUGACUCUCUGAUUGUCACGCAUCGCCCCCAGUCGAUCAUUGUCCCUUUCGCACUGCGCGCUCUUCACUAGCUGUCAAACCGCAAGGUGGACGCUUAAACUCCCGGGUUAGUCGGGGGUGGAAUACCUUUGUGAAAAUUUGUUUAUUGCAGGCGAUGAUCAAUUUCUUUUAAUUUCCGACUCGAGUGAUUCUUCCCAGCAUGGCGUCAGAUACCGAGCAGCGCGCGUCGCAGUCGCCGGUCGCAGCCGGCGCAGGUGAAUCACACUUUGACGGAUCGUCUCCGGAUACCUCCCUCGACCCUUCAUCACUUCCUCAAGCCGUUAAAGCGAGAAAAUCAGAGUAUACAACUCAACAAUCUAUUCGUAUCAAGGUCGGAACGUGGAACGUGGCUGCUAUCCCAGGUACGGAAGAAGACAUCGGAAAGUGGUUUGUACAGCGAGAGGGUAUCUGCGAACAGCUCGCCGGACUAAGGGUCUCCGGCCUAGAAGAAGCCCCCGGUAAAGUGGGUGAUGAUUCUCGAAAUGAAACUGGUUCUGAGUCCGAUCAAGUCGGACUGUAUGUUCUUGGGUUGCAAGAGAUUGUAGAUGUUUCUUCCCCAGCGGAGACCUUGAGGCCCUACGUUGAUCCUGGGCCGGCAAAUAGGUGGAAGGCUGCGGUCCAGAACGCUUUGCCUUCAAGCUACCAGCUAGUCGCAGAAUCACAGUUGGUAGGCCUUCUAUUGUUGGUUUAUGCCUCUCCUUCUCUUGCCGAAUCUGUAUCAUCGGUCAGCUGUGCCAACGUCGGCACAGGCCUAUUUGGGUACAUGGGCAACAAAGGCGCUGCCAUAGCGCGCCUGAUGCUGGGCGAGACCACAUGCCUCGUCUUUGUUAACUGCCACUUGGCAGCUGGGUCGGAUAAAAACAGCCUAGAACGGCGGAACUGGGAUGUCUCACAAAUCAUUCAACGAACAAAGUUUGACCCAAUCGAUACUGAAAGUGCGCUUAGGGAUGAGCCUACUGAGAGUAUAGGAAAAGAAGAUAUCACAUUCUGGUUCGGAGAUCUUAAUUACAGACUAGAGGAUAUACCUGGUGAUGAUGUGCGACAAGUUCUUGCUCGACAUGUCGAGAAUGAAUAUGACAAACAACAUAAGUCCGUAGAUGUGACCGAUGAAGAUGAGUCGCAGGAAUCACCAAAGCAGACGGACAAGGCGAGCAAACCUCCCCCGCCAGUCUCCGAUGAGGCUGUGGAUCCUCACACAGACCCAGCUUCUUUACAAACCACUAUUUCAUCUUUACUUUCUCACGAUCAGCUCCGCUUACAACAGCACAAACAAAAGGCAUUCCACGAAGGAUGGCGGGAAGGUAGCAUUUCAUUCCUGCCGACAUACAAGUAUGAUGUGGGAAGCGUCGCCAACUUUGAUUCGAGCGAAAAGCAUCGGGGCCCUAGCUGGUGUGAUAGGAUCCUUUACCGAACACGCCUUGACAUGCUAAGACAUGAGCAAUUAGUCAAGGAAACCGAUGAAGCUAGGAAGCGUGACGAAGAAAUGAAAGCUAGGGGACUGGAUACGGCAGCAGCAGAUGACAAUGUUCUGUUUGACUAUGAUCCAGAUGUUGAUGGUGCAGAUAGCGCAGAUGAAUACGACCCAUCUAAAGAUGAUGCGAGUGAUGAGGUGUCUUACAAUUCGCAGGGUGAACCAGACCAGUCACUCAAGCUUGAUUAUUAUAUAUCGCAUCAAGGGAUCCUCUCCUCUGACCACAAGCCCCUAGCAGCCGGGUUCACAUUAACCUAUGAAUCCGUUGUCCCCCAGUUAAAGGCCAAAGUUCACCAGGAAGUAAUUCGAGAUCUAGACAAGACUGAAAACGAGUCUCGGCCUAGUUUAACGGUUGUGGUGGAUUCUCACGGCCAUGAGGACAAAAUGAAGGAUCCAAAUGCAUUGGAUUUUGGUGACAUACCGUUUGAUGUACCUAUAACUCGAUCACUGACGGUUGCGAACACCAGUGGUGUGCCUGCAGCUUUCUCAUUCGAGAAGCCCGAGCAAGGGGAAAGUUGUCAUUAUCACCCGUCUUGGCUUGAGUAUCAAAUUGAGCCGCCUCACCACGAUGACUCGGAAGAACAGACUAAGUCACGUCUACAAGAGUGUACAUUACUACCUGGAGAGCUCACUAACAUCGAGGUGACUGCAUGCGUCAAAGACAUUGAAUUGGUGCGUCUGUUGAAUCAAGGACAAUUGAAGCUAGAAGAGGUUUUGGUCCUUCGGGUGACUAACGGCCGUGAUCAUUUCAUCUCUGUAUAUGGGGAAUGGUUGCCCACCUGCUUUGGGCGCAGCUUAGAAGAACUUACCGUCAUGCCAGAAGCCGGUGCGCGAACAUUACCUGCUACACAAAUAACUCGACGCCAGAUGAAUGAAGUGAGCAUACCUCUGUCCGCCCCGCGAGAACUUUUCCGCUUGACAGAAUCGAUAUCGGAGUUGUCUGAACGCGCUAUUGCGGAAUGGAGCAUGAUCAGAGGCGAGUCAGAUGACUCACCACCGUGGGUUAAAGAGCCGCACGGGUUUGCAUGGCCUUUCGAGCCAGAGUCAUGGACUCUGACGGACAAAGAAGAACGUUUAUCCCUUUUAGCAUCUGUCCGCGAAGCCUUGGACACCAACAAACCUUUCAAUCAUGUCUUCCCACCUGAGGUGUCCUCACUCCACCGCUUAGAGAUCUUGGGCGAGACUCUACUGGUAUUCCUCAAAUCUUUGAAGGAUGGGAUCGUCACAGCCGCUGUCUGGCAAGAUCUAGAACAACAAAUUCUUUCUCGUGAGAAGACCAAAGCACCUCUCCUAUCGUGGGAAGAAUUCCAAGCCUGGGUGCUAGAGAGACUUGCAUAUUCCCCCGCCCACAGUGUCUCCUUCACCUUCGUCACCUUUAUGCUUGCUCGCAUCGCCAACGAAGUCGCCCCAGUAACAUCUGCCCCCCCACGAAACAUGAACGAAAAGUCAUCCGACGAGCAACCUAACGCCAACACCCAACCUAUCACACCAACCGCCGCGGCGUUCGCCGCAGCGGGUAAUUUCCGACGGCGAACCCUCACCUUUACAUCGCAAAACAUACCACAACCCACCGCUAAUCCCCUAGCGAUCCGACGACAAGCCGUCGAAACCGCCCUAGCGGGUAUAUUCUCCACUGUCCUUAUCUCUGCUGACAUCUCUGUCCCAACAAAGGACAAGGAACGACGAGCAUUGGAGGACAGGAAACGAAGUAUAAUCGAGCCUUUCUUAAAGACCAUCGGAGUGGAUAAUAAAGGUCCCUCCGGUGGUUGGACUUGACAUAUUAUAUAGUGCGUGUCAUAGAUAUACACCCAGUUAUUGUCGUUUUGUAUCCUCUACACUUUGCGUUUUCUUUGAUAAAUUCGGGUGUUGUGUUUUAC